AUCAUGAAUGUGUUGUUAAACAAGUACAAUUUAACCAUUAGGAAUAAAAAAUUGUACACUUAAAAGGUUUUACAGUAUUUUUAAUAUUUUAAUUUACUUUGGCAGCUCUUCAGCUCCUCACUUUGUAUGAUAGAAAGUGUCCAUUUGAUGCAUCUGAGUAUUUCUUGCAUACUGAGGGUUUGGUGAUACUUAUUUUGCAUACUAAUUUGAUUCCCAAAUAAACACUUAAUAAAAUGUAUUGCACUGUAAAUCCCUUCAUGUAAAUCCAAAGAUGUAGUGUAAAUGUACUUUUCUUUAUACAGUAAGUAAAGUUUUUUAGUUAAUGUAUCCACUUACUCUCACUUUAAAAACUGACAGAGUUUUUGAUCUAAUUAAAGUUUCACUGACUGACUUCAUCACUGCUUGUCAUAUAUCUUUUAUAAAGUAAUUAGCAGCGCAAACACACAAAUAAACAACCCUGCCCAUCACCAAACUCCUCUCCAACUUUACAUACAGAUAACAGUGCGUCGAUAAGAGGAGGAGUCGUGAAGGGGGCCCGGGGGGAGGGACAGGGGCCACACAGAUAAAUCGCGACUCCAAACAAUCACCUCAGAUCAGAUGCCUUCGAGUUGCACGACUCACCUCUAGGAUCAAUUUUCUUACCAAAGGAUUUUAACAAACGCAAUUAUGUAUUCAUUCGCGUUCCGCGCGCUCUUGCUGUGGGUCUCUGUUGUUUUUCCCUUCUCUUUUGCGCUAUCGGGAGAAUAUUGUCACGGCUGGACGGAUUCCUUCAACACUUGGCACCGGGGAUUUCAGUGUCCAGAGCGCUUUGACGGCCAGGACGCGCGCUACUGCUGCGGUACCUGCGCGCUCAGGUAUUGCUGCACCUAUGCGGAGGCGCGCCUCGAUCAGAGCACGUGCGACACGGGCUCCGAGUCUGAAAACACGAACGAUAUAAGGAUGAUGACAGAAAGUGUUCCAACCUAUCUCCCUUUUGUGAUUGUGGUGAGCGCGUUCCUGUCAUUCGUACUGGUCGGGUCAGUCGUGUCUAUCUGCUGCUGUCAGUGUGUUAAACCCAAAGCGAGUGAUCGGCCGACCGGACCGUCUGCUGUUCAGACCAGCCUGUUGGAGUCGGGUGGACCUUCUGUGGACAGCUCGACCCCGUCCCGCACCUCCACUUCAGGGUCUUCCACUGCAAACCCUCGACCUCCACCAUCUGAGCUCAGCGUAAACGUCUAUGGAAAGUCAUUUCCCACUUCUCAGUCACAGCAAUAUGGUCCUCCACUCCCCCAGGGGGCGCCACAGUUCUACCAGCCCUACAUGAACUAUGGUUUUCCUCCUGAACGCAGCAUGUUGGUGGCCCCCGCGUUCCUGGACAGCCGUCAGGUUUUCGGGCAGCCUUUUCCUCAGGCCCCUAUGCACACAGAACCCAUAUAUCCAACAGUCACCAUCUGAUGAUGCAUAUAACUUUUUACGAAAUCAAAUGGGAUAAUAGGGUGGUCGGGGGAUGUCUCAGGGAUAUGUUGUUUUGCUACCUUGGGUGGCUUCUACAGACAGUAUGAAUGUGCAUUUAAAAUGGAGAGUGCAUAAAGAACUUUUUAUGAUUUAUAUGUACUCGUGUACACGAUUGACAUCAUGCGUUUUACUCAUGGUGUAUUACUGCUUCUCAUAGGAGUGUAUUUGCAUGAACAGAUUGUGAUGUUAUUUAUAACAGAUUAGAGAAUAAAUUUAUUUUCUUAGGCA
Misgurnus anguillicaudatus (oriental weatherfish) is the source of this 1722-nucleotide messenger RNA. RefSeq names its product shisa family member 2a (gene shisa2a). The record is from RefSeq and is a predicted model, not a curated record. Lineage: Eukaryota; Metazoa; Chordata; Actinopteri; Cypriniformes; Cobitidae.